This is a messenger RNA of Seminavis robusta, 1411 nucleotides long. Lineage: Eukaryota; Bacillariophyta; Bacillariophyceae; Naviculales; Naviculaceae. The record is from the annotation of a GenBank genome assembly.
ACUAGUUAUUUGUAAUGGCUAGAUCAGAUAGAUGACAUGAUGCAGAUGAAGCUACAUGUACAGUACUGUUUGAUAGAUUACAUGUAGAUGUGUGUUUUCUUAAAAGCUGGGAGGUCUGGUACCACAGUUAGUCCCUCCCUGACCCUAUCCUACUGUAGAAAAAAAGAUUCGGGGUCAUUUUUCGCAUGACGAGGGGAACCCAGUCUGGCGGCAAAAGACCCAGAAUGCCUCGACAAUGGAUACAAUGUCAUGUAAAGAGCAAGACUGCAUUCUUUCAUUUUCCUGCCAUCCUGUUGGGCUCCAAACGCUUCCGCUUUCGUCUUCUUGCAGUGGGUUCACUUCCAUUAUAUCUAACAAACAAAGUAAGCAGUAACAAAGAUGGAUAAGAUGGAUCUGUCUAAUCGAGGCUCUACAUUUGAGCAAACUCCGCGAGGAGAAGGUCAGAUGGUGCAGAUGGGACGCAUGGGGAGUCAACGUCUGGGCAUCGGCGGCGGGUCGAUGAUUAUGCGCGACGCCAUGGGAGGAUCUGGUCGUCACUUUGACGAUGUUUUCUUGGAUGAUCAACCCAUUGGACGUGGUGGUACCAUGGGCACGUACAAGUACAGCAACAAUCCUCACGAUGGAGCUCGUCGGAGACGACAAAUGUGUGUCGGUAUCGUUAUCUUUGCCGUGCUCUUUGCGGCGGCUCUGUCGAUACACUUGUCGGGUAGCAAGUCCGCCGCUGAACAAAUGGUAACUGCCGCACCCAGUUUAAAGGGGACUACCGUCGCACCCAACGUGACUGAAGCUCCCAGUAUUAGUGCCGAGGAGGAACAAGAAUUGGAACAGCAACUAGAAGAAGAACACGAAGCGAUUAUGCAAAAUUUGGAAAACGAAAAGAAGGAUUUGGACCACGAACUAGAAACGACACGAGAAGAACAGCACAAUGCGGAUAAUACACCGGAACAACAAGAAAUAUUGGAUCAAAAGGAAUCCACGAUUGAGGAUUUGGAAGAUGCGAUCCGCGAAGAGGAAACCGUCGAAGAAUUCUUGACCGAUGACCGCGUCACGGACGAAAUGGCGGAUUUGGCCGAAAAGGACGAAGAUUUGUUGGAAGCCGAAGAAUACAAUCUAGACAAUGAGCUGGAUGUGCUAGAUCAGGAACUCAACAAUGCCGAUAAGGGAGAUGCCACUCCUGCCGAAACAGAAGAACUAGAAGAAGAAUUGGGAGAAUUAAAGGGACAGGAAGCUUCUUUGCGUGAUCAGGAAGACAAUGUGGAAGCCCAAGAAAACGAACUCAUUGCGGAGGUCGUAGAGGAAGAAAAAAAGGAAGGAGAUGAGGAAAACGAGGAUGGACAAUAAAAAUCCUUGACAAGCAAGCAAUCAAUAAUUUACAUUUUACGAUUUUCAUAAUUUACUGCUUGUUUCAUUC